AUGAGUUAUGAAAGUGCAAUGGAUGCACAGAGGUACAAACAAGAUAAGCUCAAUGCUGAAUCACUUCACACAAACCCACAAUAUAAAACACCAUUGCCGAUUGAAAAACAUGCCGGUGAAGUCUAUACUAGAAAAAAAAUUUUUCUUUUUCAAAAUGAAGUUUAUAAGUCUUGUUUCAAAACUUAUAUUCAAAAUAUUGGAAGGAUUGAAAGUGUGGAAAGUAUAACUGUUUUGGACUCAACGGUAAGUAAGAUGUACAAGGUGAAAUUUAUACUGGGAAGUUUGAUUGACGAGUUGAAGGUAGAUUGUGAUUGCAAGUUAUUUAAACGGAUAGGAAUAUUAUGUUCCCAUGCGAUUUGUGUUAUGAGUGCAAGACAAAUAACACAAAUACCAAAGCAAUAUGUUUUAGAUCGUUGGACGAAGCUAGCAUUAAAGAAGCCUAUUUUUGAUUUGCAUGGGAAUCUGAUUGAAGAGAGCAAAAAGUGUAACAACGUGGGGAAGUUGUUGGGGGAAGUUUGGUGUGAAAUAUUCAAUUGUGUAGGUUUAGCUCAACGGAGUGAGAGUGAUUUACAAUCACUUUUACAAAACCUAAAAGAUAUUAGUAGAAAAUUUGAGGAAAGUGAUGAUGUGAGGGUGGACAUUACUAAAGAGCAACAAAUCGAAUUAAAAAUUGAUGCUGAAGAACAGAUAGAUGAAGAGAUUAUAUUAAGAUGA
Amaranthus tricolor (Joseph's coat) is the source of this 714-nucleotide messenger RNA. RefSeq names its product protein FAR1-RELATED SEQUENCE 9-like. Gene Ontology annotation, molecular function: zinc ion binding. Bases 1 to 714 code for a protein of 237 amino acids. NCBI's taxonomy places the organism in Eukaryota, Viridiplantae, Streptophyta, Magnoliopsida, Caryophyllales, Amaranthaceae. Gene Ontology annotation, biological process: regulation of DNA-templated transcription. The transcript is spliced from 2 exons. The record is from RefSeq and is a predicted model, not a curated record.